Molecule: messenger RNA, 1350 nt
Organism: Rodentolepis nana
Lineage: Eukaryota; Metazoa; Platyhelminthes; Cestoda; Cyclophyllidea; Hymenolepididae
Source: the annotation of a GenBank genome assembly
AUGGCAGCACCAUUUCAAGAUAAUCAAUGUACCGAAUCAGCUCGUUCUUAUCCACCUUCUGAAUGGUGUCUCCCGACAUCUUGCAGUGUCAUUCAUGCUGUGUCUCAGGACAAUGCUCAACAAAAUCAAUAUGGAGAAACACAGAACUACGCAUCAAGUCGACUCCAAAUGCUUAAUGAAACCUUGCCUUCUCUGCAUCAGGAAAAUAAAAGCUCGAUGGACCCAGUAAGCACAUGUCAAAGUUUGCUACAAUAUGCACGUGAGGCGGAUGAUCGAAUGAAGGAGGUGCUGCUUGCAAGGCUAACUCCACAAGUUAAGCCCUAUUUGAUGGGAUAUGUGUCACAGUUCACAAGCGUUCAACUUGUCCAUGCAGCAACUAUCGUUCAUUCGGGGUUAUUUGGUGAUCGCGUCUAUAUUCCGUUUACAGUUGAUUCAAUUUCAGGUAUAAGAUUUUGCGUUGAUACGGGAAGUGCCAUUUCUACCUUUCCCGCGUCGCUUGUGGGGCGAAGAUUUCAUUCCGCUAUUGCUUGCAUAGAGCCCCCAACGGGAGCGAACAUUAUGGCAUAUGGAUUAAAACACCUAACGCUGAAUUUGGGAGAUGGAGAAUUAAGAACUUUUCCAUUUUUCAUAGCAGACAUCGAAAUGCCACUAAUCGGUUCUGAUUUCUUAUCCUACUUCGAUCUGGUUGUUGACUUUAAGAAAAAAGAAAUAAGAAAAUACCAAUCGCCACAUGCGUUGCGCAAUGUUUUUAUUGGGAAAAGAUGGUGUCCACCAACGAUUUCUGACUUCAUGUUAAGAUUUAUGCAUUCCUAUCUGGAUGGCUGUGAAAAACCGUCAGAUAUACUUCGCCUAUUGCUUGAUAUAUUUUCGGAAGAAUGUAUGCAAAGAGAGUCGUUCCUAACAUUAUUCCUUAACCUUCUCCCCCACCCAAUUCAACAAAAUUUGAUAAGUGGCACUCUGUACUCUGAUACACUCCUAAGCCUUGUAGUAGAGGCGGACGCCAUCUAUGAUGACUUACACCGUAGAACAAAACAUUGUCUUUACGUUACUGAUCCGAAUUCUGGUUUUGAAUUUCUGAUUGAUUCUGGAGCUAACCUAUCACAAAUCCCACGUCUACCUCACGAAUUACUAACACCACUUCCUUUCUAUCGAUUGAGGUCUGCAAACGGACAUCCUAUCACGGAAUAUGGUUAUAAGCAACUAAACGUAGACUUGGGGUUGGAUAUCGUUUUUCCGUGGAAUUUCCUCAUAACAAAUAUUAGGCUUCCUGUCAUUGGUGCCGACUUCUUGGAUCAUUUCAAUAUUCAAAUCGAUUUAAGAAGAAAGCGAUUAGUACUAGACCAUUCAUAA